AUGGGGACUCUGUCGCUUGAACCCGAUGAUGUAACCUCGGAUAUAUACCUUUCGUUGGGCCUUAAAGAUAUCGAUAAAGGUGUUGGAGUUCCAAGGGUUUUGUCACUUCUCGCUUCACUUCUUGAGAGAUCUGUUCAGAGAAAUGAAAUGCUAUUGGAAACGAAACAUGUAGAAGAUGUUGUUACAGUGUUUCACGGUUUAAGAGCGCCUGCUCUGAGUGUUCGUAAGUACAUUGACCGUAUCUUUAAGUACUCGAGUUGCAGCCCAUCGUGUUUUGUUGUCGCGCAUGUAUAUGUGGAUAGGUUCAUUCAGCACACAGAGAUCAAAUUGACCUCACUUAAUGUGCACCGGCUUCUCAUAACCAGCAUUAUGCUAGCAGCAAAGUUUAUCGAUGACGCAUUCUUCAAUAAUGCUUACUAUGCUAAAGUUGGAGGUGUAAGUACAUCAGAAUUAAACAGAUUGGAAUUGAGCUUUUUGUUUGGUAUAGAUUUUAGACUUCAGGUUAGUGUAGACACAUUUGGAAGAUAUUGUUUGCUAUUGGAGAAGGAAGGUUCAGAAACACUUCAAAUUGAAAGACCAAUGCAGGCUUGUAGAAUUAAAGAAAGUUGGUCAAACAAAGAUGAGCCUCCAUGUGCUGCCACAAUUGCAAGAUGGUAG
Vicia faba (fava bean) is the source of this 657-nucleotide messenger RNA. NCBI's taxonomy places the organism in Eukaryota, Viridiplantae, Streptophyta, Magnoliopsida, Fabales, Fabaceae. The record is from the annotation of a GenBank genome assembly.